This is a messenger RNA of Neoarthrinium moseri, 372 nucleotides long. RefSeq lists its product as uncharacterized. Bases 1 to 372 code for a protein of 123 amino acids. The record is from RefSeq and is a predicted model, not a curated record. Gene Ontology annotation, biological process: negative regulation of apoptotic process; protein stabilization. The transcript is spliced from 2 exons. Lineage: Eukaryota; Fungi; Ascomycota; Sordariomycetes; Amphisphaeriales; Apiosporaceae.
AUGGCCGAGCCCCAGCCCCCCACCAUCGUCGAAGGCGCCACCACCGGCGACGUCGAGGAUGAGGUCCAGGCCACGGCCAAGUCGGCCGAGGACCGCAAGGCCGCCGCCGCCAUGUCGCGCCUCGACGCCCGCGACGACGAGGCCUCGGGCGCCCAGGUCGACCAGGACGCCGUCAACAAGGCCAUGCAGAGCCUGGGCGGCUCCGGCGCCGCGGCCGCGAAGGCCGACGCCAAGAAGGUCAAGAUCGAUGCCGCCGACGUCGCGCUGCUGGUCGACGAGCUGGAGCUCUCGAAACCCAAGGCGACUGAGCUCUUGAAGACGCAUGACGGCGAUGCCGUGCAGGCCAUGAAGGCCUUCGUUGCUGUGUCGUGA